CAACCUCAUUUCCAUCAUUCAUCAAACCAUAGCAAUGGCAUCAUCAGCAGCACUUUCGACUCUCCUUGUAGUUCUGUUUUUCCUCUGUUCAAGAUUCUCAUCAUGUGCAACAACAAACCCGAUGAACUCCCCGAGACUGACGGCGGAGAGGCUCAUAAGAUCCCUUAAUCUGUCCCCAAGGGAAGCUGUGAACAUUGAUCACAGGGACUCAAUGGGUCCAGCUUCUGCACCAUCAGGUCCCAGGCUUGUGGAGUGGAGCUUCACUUUCCCAGGUCUGAGGGUGCAUGAAUCUCCUAAUUUGGAUUCUGGAGAGGCAACUCUCCAGAAUCUCGGUCACCAUGCUGGGUAUUUCAGGCUCCCUCAUACCCAUUCUGCUAGAAUGUUCUACUUCUUCUUCGAGUCACGAGUAAGCAAAGACGACCCUGUUGUGAUUUGGCUGACGGGGGGCCCCGGCUGCAGCGGUGCAUUGGCACUGUUCUAUGAGAACGGUCCUUUCCACAUUUCCUCCAACUUGUCUCUUUCAUGGAAUGACUAUGGUUGGGACAAGGUAUCAAACAUCAUUUUCGUCGACCAGCCAACUGGAACCGGAUUCAGUUACUCCUCUGACCCAUCCGACUUGCGGCAUAACGAGGCAGGCGUGAGCAAUGACUUGUAUGACUUCUUGCAGGCCUUUUUCAAUAAACAUCCGGAGUUGGUAAAGAACGACUUCUUUAUUACCGGAGAAUCGUAUGCAGGGCACUACAUUCCUGCUUUGGCCACUCGGAUAAACAAAGGGAACAAGGCAAAAGAGGGGAUUCAUAUAAACCUGAAGGGUAUUGCUAUUGGAAAUGGCCUAACAAAUCCUGAGAUCCAAUAUGCAGCGUACGCGGACUAUGCUCUGAGCAUGAAACUGAUCGGGCAAUCUGAUUAUGAUGAUAUAAACAGUCAAGCUCCUUCUUGCAAGCAGGAGGCACAAGAUUGCCAAACCAGUGAAGCUGCUUGCGAUGAAGCAUACGAGGAGUGCCAAAACAUUUUCUCCUCAAUCCUCAAUGCUGCUGAUGGAGAUCUAAAUUACUAUGAUAUCCGGAAGAAGUGUGAGGGAAGCCUGUGCUAUGACUUCUCUGCCCUGGAGACAUUCCUGAAUGAGAAGUCGGUCAGAGAAGCACUCGGAGUUGGGGACAUAGAGUUUGUGUCCUGCAGCUCCAAGGUCCAUAUCUCCAUGAUAUCAGACUUGAUGAAGAACCUAGCGGUCGGCAUCCCUGCUCUUCUCGAGGAUGGCAUCAGGGUUCUCAUAUAUGCCGGGGAAUAUGACCUUAUAUGCAACUGGCUCGGGAAUUCGAAGUGGGUCCAUGCAAUGCAGUGGUCGGGUCGGAAAAAUUUUGUAGCGGCCUCUACUGUUCCAUUUGUGGUCGAUCGUGCAGAAGCAGGACUUCUCAAGAGCCAUGGUCCACUUUCUUUCAUGAAGGUUCGUAAUGCGGGUCACAUGGUCCCGAUGGACCAGCCAAAGGCUUCUCUCCAGAUGCUGCAGAGUUGGAUGAAGGGAAGGGUUUCUAUAGCUGUUUCCAAGAGUGUCACAUCUCCUCUUUGAAGAUGCUGCACAAAGGGCAUGAAGUUCGUUUCCAAACACCUAACAGAAUUCUGAAGAACUCCACAUAUGAUGAUAUGGUAUCGCGACAGCACAUCAAAUUGUGGUUGUUUGCGUUCCUCAAGCAUGAACCCAUCCAAAUUCUUCUGCAAGAUUGGAUAUUUCCAUAGGAAAAGGUUUAUAGAAAAAGAAAAUAAGGAAAGAACAUACUGUUUGAUUCUAUUCAUUUGAUGAGAGUUUCUCUCGGUGAAGUAUCUGUUCUGCAUU
Molecule: messenger RNA, 1831 nt
Organism: Punica granatum (pomegranate)
Lineage: Eukaryota; Viridiplantae; Streptophyta; Magnoliopsida; Myrtales; Lythraceae
Source: RefSeq, a predicted model, not a curated record